AUGAAUAUUUUGGCAGUAUUUAUAUUGAUUUCUGCAUUGUCAGGUGUCUUAUCUGGACCACUUCAUGCCUCUUGUAAGAUAGAUUGGCAGUUUGGUAUGGAAUGUGAUGCUGUCAUGACUAAGUUGGUCAAUCAGAUCAAGGCUAUGGGUGGAAAAUCAGGCUGUGCCAAUGGCGGAGAAAAAUGUUUAUAUGAGCUGACCUCUUCCACUUCUGCCCAAAUAACAGCCAAACAUACAACUCCUGUCAAAGGUUAUGUUGAUGAUUUGACCUUCACCUUCAAAGGAGGAAAGACCUCAAAUCCUUGUCAGGUUCAUGGUUACAGUACAUCUGAAACUUGGUAUGCUGUAUUAGAUUUUGGUACCAACUAUUGUAACCUAGAAAACUUAAUUAUUGGCGCCGGUCUAAAUAGUACAAGUGGAUACAGUGAAACUACCAGUGAUUCUAUUUGUACACAGUAUUCUUCAGCUGAUUGUGAAAAAUAUUAA
Messenger RNA from Lottia gigantea (owl limpet), 486 nucleotides. RefSeq lists its product as hypothetical. The record is from RefSeq and is a predicted model, not a curated record. The coding region runs from base 1 to 486 and encodes 161 amino acids. The transcript has 5 exons. NCBI's taxonomy places the organism in Eukaryota, Metazoa, Mollusca, Gastropoda, Lottiidae.